AUGGCAGAUAUUUCAGUCAUCGUCAAUACAGCCUCGCACCCCGGCAUCUCAAUCAUUCAGAUUAAUCGCCCUCAUAGAAAGAAUGCAGUAGACUCUGCAACUGCCAAGGAGCUUUACAAUGCCAUCCUCGCCUUCGAAGCCGAUGCAUUACAGAAAGUCUGCGUGUUGACUGGCACAGGCAGCACUUUCUGCGCCGGGGCCGAUCUCCACCAAGUAGCGCAAAAGAAAGAUAACGACGAGCCUGGCCAGAAUCUCCAGCCCGUCAAUGGGCGCAACCUGGGUCCUAUGGGUCCAUCAAGAUUGACGAUUCAAAAGCCAGUAAUUGGAGCAGUCGCCGGAUAUGCAGUUGCAGGAGGGCUUGAACUGAGUUUACUAGCAGAUAUCCGGGUGGUGGAAGAAGAUGCAAUCUUUGGGGUAUUCUGUCGCCGUUGGGGCGUCCCAUUGAUUGACGGGGGAACGGUGCGCUUGCAAGCCAUCGUUGGUCUUGCUCGAGCUCUCGAUAUGAUUCUUACUGGCCGGCCAGUUGAAGCCAAAGAGGCCCUGGCGAUGGGACUGGCUAGUCGGGUUGUGCCUAAGGGGGAAUCAUUGCAGCAUGCUUUGGACAUCGCCAAGCAGCUCAUCGCAUUCCCUGAACUUUGCCUCAAUACCGAUCGUCGUUCAUGCUAUUACAGCGCGUAUGAGGCAUCUUCUUUGGAAGAUGCGCUCUCGUACGAAUUCCAGAACGGCAGCAAAGUCAUCUCGAAAGAAGCCGUUGCUGGUGCGGCCAAGUUCAGUGGAGGGUUGGGCAGACACGGCAGCUUCAAGGAGUCUGGGAAGUUGUGA
Penicillium waksmanii is the source of this 822-nucleotide messenger RNA. Its product is annotated as enoyl-CoA hydratase/isomerase family protein. The coding region runs from base 1 to 822 and encodes 273 amino acids. The transcript has a single exon. The record is from RefSeq and is a predicted model, not a curated record. Gene Ontology annotation, molecular function: catalytic activity. Lineage: Eukaryota; Fungi; Ascomycota; Eurotiomycetes; Eurotiales; Aspergillaceae.